CUGUAGCUGCAACUCUUUCUCUCUCUUUCUCUCUCUGGUGAAAACCAUGGCGUCUAGGGCUCGAAACUCUAGCUUGGCGUCCUUGAUCGUUCUCUCUCUCCUCGCCGUCGCCUCCGCCAAGGUCUUCUUCGAGGAGAAAUUCGAAGAUGGAUGGGAGAAACGUUGGAUUAAAUCUGACUGGAAGAAGGAUGAGAACCUAGCUGGUGAAUGGAACUACACCUCCGGUAAAUGGAACGGCGAUGCUAAUGACAAAGGUAUCCAAACCAGUGAGGACUACCGUUUCUAUGCCAUAUCAGCUGAGUUCCCUGAAUUCAGCAACAAGGAUAACACACUAGUGUUCCAGUUUUCUGUGAAGCAUGAACAGAAACUUGACUGCGGUGGUGGCUACAUCAAAUUGCUCAGUGGUGAUGUAGAUCAGAAGUCCUUUGGUGGUGAUACCCCAUACAGCAUCAUGUUUGGGCCAGAUAUCUGUGGAUACAGCACCAAGAAAGUGCAUGCAAUUCUCCACUACAACGGAACAAACAACUUGAUCAAGAAGGACGUACCUUGUGAGACUGACCAGCUCACUCAUGUAUACACCUUUAUCAUCCGCCCAGAUGCUACCUACAGCAUCCUUAUUGACAAUGUAGAGAAGCAAACUGGCAGCCUCUACAGUGAUUGGGAUCUUCUUCCUCCAAAGAAAAUCAAGGAUCCCGAAGCCAAGAAGCCUGAAGACUGGGACGACAAGGAAUUCAUCCCAGACCCUGAAGACAAGAAGCCAGAGGGAUAUGAUGACAUUCCCAAGGAAAUCUCUGACCCAGAAGCCAAAAAGCCCGAAGAUUGGGAUGAUGAGGAAGAUGGUGAAUGGACAGCCCCAACCAUCCCCAACCCUGAAUACAAGGGUGAAUGGAAGCCAAAGAAAAUUAAGAACCCCAACUACAAGGGAAAGUGGAAGGCACCAAUGAUUGACAACCCAAACUUCUCCGAUGACCCUGAUCUAUAUGUUUUCCCCAACUUGAAAUACGUCGGUAUUGAAUUGUGGCAGGUGAAAUCUGGAACUCUGUUUGACAAUAUCGUAAUCACUGAUGAGCCAGAGCAUGCCAAACAGCUGGCUGAAGACACAUGGGGAAAACAAAAAGAUGCUGAGAAAGCAGCAUUUGAAGAGGCAGAGAAGAAACAGGAGGAGGAAUCAAAGGAUGAACCAGCUGAUUCUGAUGUUGAGGAUGAAGAUGAAGAUGCUGAUUCCGGAGAGGAUUCUGAUGCUGAAUCCAAACUGGAAGAGGCUGAAGAGGCUGUUGAAGAGGCAGCAAAACAUGAUGAACUGUAGGAAGAGAGCAUUGCAGGUUGGGGCGAGGCACCAAUUUUAUUUCUCUUUUUUGCUUCUCAUUUGUUAGUUGUAGGAAGAGAGAACUAUUAGAGGGAAGAUAUUGCCUGAAUGUCUCUAUGCCGAACUGCUUAUUAGCUCUGAUGUCUUAAAAGAUCUUCAUUUAGCUGCUGUUUGAG
Fragaria vesca subsp. vesca is the source of this 1482-nucleotide messenger RNA. Its product is annotated as calreticulin-like. The transcript is spliced from 12 exons. The coding region runs from base 47 to 1306 and encodes 419 amino acids. NCBI's taxonomy places the organism in Eukaryota, Viridiplantae, Streptophyta, Magnoliopsida, Rosales, Rosaceae. Gene Ontology annotation, molecular function: calcium ion binding. The record is from RefSeq and is a predicted model, not a curated record. Gene Ontology annotation, cellular component: endoplasmic reticulum membrane; endoplasmic reticulum. Gene Ontology annotation, biological process: protein folding.